CAUCUUCUCUCUCUUCAACCCUUUCUCAUAAAACUAACGCCGGUUUCAGGUUUUACCUCUUCUUCUUCUUCAUAUUAUUACUUUCUCUCUCCUCCUCUUCAUCCACCUUCUCUCUCUACAUCUAUGGUUUCCGGCGUUGCGCAUUUUUGUAUAUCAUAUCGUAAACCUAAAAAUUAUUCAAGAAAACGGCAAAGUGGUAAGCCAGGAGACUCCUUGCUUGGCUGAGAUCUUGAUGAUAAAAAAAUGGGUGAAAGCUUCUUUUUCCUAGCAAGGAGUCGUUGAUGGAGGACAGAGAUAAAAUUUGCCAUGCAUCUGUCAGCAUCAGACCUGCCGAAGCUGUCUGACAGAUAAGGGAGCAAACUUUUUUUUUAUAUGAAUUUUCCGAGUAGGGUAGCUUGUGUGUGUGAAUCUGCUUGGCAACCAGGACCAAAAGUGUUGUUGCGACAGUUAAGCUAGUUAGCUUCUGGUUCAGCCGAAGCUGUCUGACAGAUAAGGGAGCAAACUUCUUUUUUAUAUGAAUUUUCCGAGUAUCGUAGCUUGUGUGUGUGUGAAUCUGCUUUGCCAACCAGGACCGAAAGUGUUGUUGCGACAGUUAAGCUAGUUAGCUUCUGGUUCAGCAGGAUCAAACUUUUAUCAGUUGGUGGACCUAUGGUUCAAUAAUUCACAUUAAUGCUGUUUUUUCAUCUAUUCAGUGCUCAGAACUUUGCCAGCCAUGAAUUAUUGAAUUAUGCUUUUGCUCUUUGUUUCCAAGCAGCUACUGUUACUGCUUUCAUCACCUUUAGCAAUGUUGAUCUGAAUGUUUUUGAGUUGAUGAAUUCAUUAUUUUGUAGUUUAGUUUAUGUGUAUGCUUAUUAUUGAACCACAAAUAAUAAUAACAUAAAUCCGCAUAGCUGGUUGGUCUGGUCGUGAUAGGCCUACCGAGAGACACAAGAUGCUAUGCUCUUACAUGUUAACUGAUCUUGUCAUAGUUUCAUUCCUGCAGGUAGGUGUUGCAUGCUCAGUUUUGUGGUGGAUCUGUUUCUUGAGAUUUCUAAGUCAGAUUGUUCUUUUAGUUGCUUAUGACUUGGAAUGGGUUCAGCUUGUUGUGUAGCUGCUAGAGAUACUACUAUUCCCAACAGAAGCAGAAAUGGAGAAUCUCAGAGGCAUACGAGAUAUUCUCCAUCUUGGAGCUUUCAAUGGGAUAAUUACCGACGUGUGGCAGGUGAAAUCGGGAAUCCUUCAUGUCAAUCUGGGGAAAGAACAAGUGUAGAUGUUAGAGUAGAGUUGAAAGAUGGUAUCGAUUCAGAGAGGGGAAUUAUUUCAGAUGGUGGUAGUCCUUUGCAUAAUCUUGGCACACCUAUUUCACAGAAGUCUCCUUCUUAUGAAGGCGUCAGCACAAACUACAUGUCUCCUUCAGAGACAUCUAUGACAAGCAACCACUUCUCAAAGAUGAAUAAUUCUCUGGAAGUGCCUGAAAUUUCUGCUGUCCCACUGACUCUUCAAUAUUCCAUGCCUUCAUGUUCAUCUUUCUCAACACCUGGUGAACACUUAUGCUCACAGCGACAUCUAGUUCCUGCCAGUUCAACCCCAUCAAGACGGGCUCGACGGUCACCUGGACAUCAGCUCUUUAGGCAGAUUUCAGAUAGUAAAAUCCUGGGAUUGAAAUCCCCAAAUAGCAAUUCGAUCUCAGAAGGAAGACCAUCAUUUGUGCUCUCCACAUAUAGUAAUGACCUGGCUGGUGGAUCUUCCGAUGGUUGGUCAUUGCGCACAUUUUCUGAACUUGUUGCCUCCUCUCAAAGAGAAAGAUGGUCUUUUGACAGUGAGCGUUUUGGUUCUGGUCGUCAUAAGAUUAGUGGGUCAAGCAGCAGGUUUUCUUAUUCCCCUUCUCUUGAUCUCCAAACAUGUGGGGCGUGCUUAAAGGUCUUGGCAGAAUUCUCAGUUGUUGCUGUUCUAGUAUGUGGUCAUGUGUAUCAUGCUGAAUGCUUAGAGAGCAUGACUACGGAAGCCGAAAAAUAUGACCCUGUUUGCCCAAUUUGCACUGUUGGGCCAAAGCAAGCCUCUAAAAUGUCUAGAAAAGCUUCAAGGGCAGAGGCUGACUUGAGAAUGAAAUUUCAGAAAAUAUCAAGAAAUCGUGUUAUAGAUAGCUAUCUUGAUGGUGAAGUUGAUAACUCUGAACAUCAAAAAAAUAUAGGCAAAGGAAAGUUGCCCAAGUUGGAGCCAAGCACUAGUUCUAGGAUUGCAUUUGCAAAACCUUUCUUGAAGCGACAUUUUUCCCUUGGAUCCAAGCUUAUUAAAUCUGGUUCAGAUCACCAGUCUUGUAAGAAAAAAGGAUUCUGGGCCAGAUAUCGCAAAGAUUGACCUUUGAUCAUUUACUUCUGCUCAUCUACCUGCGCUCAUUUUGUUAGAUGGAAUUUUGGGAGUGCCAUUUAUUUUAGCUGGAUUUACCCAGAGUUAGUCUUUUGGAAAAGAAACUCAGUAAGAUGUACCAUAGUAGAUUGGAGGGCGUUGAAAGAAGCCGAACUGUUGCUUGCACCACAUAAAGGGUCUCUUACACCACACGGUUGGAGGAGGUGAUAUUUGACUGGAAUUUGUUAAUGGGAAACUUUUUAGUACUUUUUCUUCUGUAAGAUCUAAUUAUUGGACUUUGGAGAUCCUUUCUUGGCUAGUGAUGAGAUUGAUUGCUGCAAUAGUUUGGCAACUAUAUGCCCCAGUAACAAGAAAGACCAAUAUUGGUUGUAAUUUCUUAGUGUUGCAUAUACCGCGUGUUUUUUUCGGCGGUUUGUCUCACUUCUAGAGUGAGCUUGAUCAUUGUUAAUGUAUUUUGGCUGUUUUUUGUAGCAUAACUGUUUGGCUACUUGACAAUAGCCUUAUUAUGCAAUCAGUUGCUAACCGCACCUUGCACAAA
Molecule: messenger RNA, 2884 nt
Organism: Beta vulgaris subsp. vulgaris (sugar beet)
Lineage: Eukaryota; Viridiplantae; Streptophyta; Magnoliopsida; Caryophyllales; Amaranthaceae
Exons: 5
Coding region: 1069-2337 (422 amino acids)
Source: RefSeq, a predicted model, not a curated record